Messenger RNA from Nipponia nippon (crested ibis), 1346 nucleotides. NCBI's taxonomy places the organism in Eukaryota, Metazoa, Chordata, Aves, Pelecaniformes, Threskiornithidae. The record is from RefSeq and is a predicted model, not a curated record.
AUGCGGAACGGGGCCAGAAGCGAGCCAGCAGCUCUUUGUCUCCUACGCUUCGUGUCGGUGGCCCGCAGGGGUUACCUCUCCCACGAACCACAUCGGGCAUCUGCCUGUCCGUUCUGCGCUGUACGCGGCAUCGGUGAGGAAAGCUUAAUUCUUCUAGAUGGAAGACAUGAAUUUCCGUUCAGCUUUCAACUCCCUCAAGAACCUCUGGUGACCUCUUUUACUGGGAAGUAUGGCAGUAUUCAGUACUACGUGAAAGCAAUUCUGGAGAGGCCUGCAGCACCUGAUCAAAGUGUACAGACAGAGCUUCAGGUCAUUAGCCAUAUCGAUGUCAGCUCACCAGCUUUAUUGACACCUGUUCUAAGAAGUCAGGAGAAGAUGGUUGGCUGUUGGUUUUUCACCUCUGGGCCAGUGUCUCUCAGUGCCAAAAUUGAGAGGAAGGGAUACUGUAAUGGGGAAGCCAUACCAAUCUAUGCAGAAAUUGAGAACUGCUCUUCUCGUUUGAUUGUUCCAAAAGCUGCCAUUUUCCAAACGCAAACUUACCUGGCCAGUGGGAAGACAAAAACUUUCCGUCAGAUGGUUGCCAAUGUCCGAGGAAACCACAUUGCCUCUGGGAGUACAGAUACCUGGAAUGGGAAAACUCUGAAAAUCCCACCUGUAUCCCCCUCUAUACUUGACUGCUGUAUUAUUAGAGUAGAAUAUUCAUUAGCUGUGUAUAUCCAUAUUCCCGGUGCUAAGAAAUUGAUGAUUGAAAUGCCUCUGGUGAUUGGCACUAUCCCAUGUAUUGGAUUUUCAAGCAGAAACUCCAGCAUUACCAGCCAGUUUAGUAUGGAUAUGAGUUGGCUGGCAUUGACGAUGCCAGAACACCCUGAAGCACCACCAAAUUAUGCUGAUGUAGUGUCUGAGGAAGAGUUCUCCAGACAUGUUCCUGCUUAUCCACCACCAAUUGACUGUGAGGAACAAUUGUGUUGUCCUGUCUUUGCUUACAUACAAGAGUUCCGGUUUCAGCCUCCACCUCUUUAUUCAGAGAUUGAUCCACAUCCAACUGAUGUAGAAGAAAUUCAGCCCAUUUCAUUCAUGCUCUGAAGAGGAUUUGUAAUGAGCAUCAUUGUGAUGAAUGUCUUAAUCUUUCUGCUGCUUAAGCUGAUAGUGCAGCUAAAAAGGAAAGUUUUCUUUUUCAAAACUUAAGUUUGUGUACAAGAAAGGCAAAGGAGAAUGGAGAGGGAGGUAUGAGCAUGUUUGGUGAUGGAAGAGAAUCUGCCGGAUUAGUCUGCACAAGAGGAUAUUGUGGGAGCAGCAAUGUUUGGGAUACUUGAGAAGUACCUGAAAAUACUGAAUGCUUUCUAAAA